Messenger RNA from Caenorhabditis remanei, 429 nucleotides. RefSeq lists its product as uncharacterized. The record is from RefSeq and is a predicted model, not a curated record. NCBI's taxonomy places the organism in Eukaryota, Metazoa, Nematoda, Chromadorea, Rhabditida, Rhabditidae. The transcript has a single exon. Bases 1 to 429 code for a protein of 142 amino acids.
AUGAUUUAUUUUGUCCUUGUGAUCCUUACCAGCCUAGUACCCCUUAUUGAUGCUGGCUAUCAAAAUUCCGGAAACUAUUAUGGCUGGAACCAGCAGUACCAGCAGCCUUAUCAAUACCAGUACCCAUACCAGUACCAAUACCCCCAACAGCAGUACCAAGGAUACAACAAUUACUACAACUACCAGUACCAAGGCUACCCCUACCAGCAACAACAACAGUACUCUAACUACUACCAAGGCUAUAACAACUACUAUUCCCAAAAUUACUGUAACCAACAACCCUGCCAGCCGAAGAAGCCAUACUACGGGAACGACCGAUACAUUGGAAAUGGGAUUCAUGUGGAUUCUCAUGGCAAUGGAUAUAUUGGAGAUAAGAAGACCGGAUGGUAUAUUUUCUGCUCGUCGAGAGGGUGUGUUGGGAGAGGAUGA